Suillus paluster is the source of this 435-nucleotide messenger RNA. RefSeq lists its product as uncharacterized. Bases 1 to 435 code for a protein of 144 amino acids. Lineage: Eukaryota; Fungi; Basidiomycota; Agaricomycetes; Boletales; Suillaceae. The transcript has a single exon. The record is from RefSeq and is a predicted model, not a curated record.
AUGUCUGCAGAACCCACUGCUCUGCGUCGCACUCAUCCAUCUAACGCCAACAAACAUCCUGGUGAGAUCGUCCUUCAAGCAAAAGGUCAUCAACGUACCGCAGAGGAGAUGGCUGUUGCCAAAGCCACAGAAGCCGAAAAGGCUACAGCCACUCAGGUAGGCAUCCAGCGCUUGGCUAGGAUAGAGCUUGACAUGGAGGAGAAACAGGCUGGCACACUGACCAAGAAGGCCAAACCAGUGCGCCCUCCUCCAAAAGGAAAGGCUAAGGGUAAUAAGGCUAUCUCUGAAAAAGAGAAAAGCCUUCCAGCAGUUGCCAAUGGCAAGGCUCAGAAUGCAGCAUUGGAGAAUAACGCUGAUAUUGAAGGUCUCAACAAUGGUCCUGAUAAGAGGAAGAAGAAGAAGGGGAUCAGAGGAUCCAUCAAUCACGCACCAUGA